AUGGCAGCUGCGUAUGCAGCUCUUCUUUCUCUCAGACAUACUAUCGAACAGCUUCGAAACCAUCCCGACCCUUCAGUAAUAUCCCUUUACCACACACAAAUCGAAUCAAUCUCCGAAAAUAUCAUUUUCUUGCUACAGCUUCUCGAAAAAUGUACGUGGCCCGACAGCGCAGAAGAAGCAGAUGCUCUGGAAGCUCGUCUUGCCGAUACAGCUUACGAGGCAGAGGACCUGGUCGAAUCACAUACUGCCACUCACAGACAAAUUUUCAAUCCCAUUCAUUUCUUUCGUUUUGUUCUCAAAGCUUCUAGUCUUGCGAAAGUGGCGGAAGAUAUGGAUUCAAUCACGAAUUGUGUCAAGGAGAUGAUGACCGAAAUCAAUGAUGAUGAUGUGGAGGAGGAGCUUCACAAGAAUCGUACAGCAGCCCUAACUGGAAGUUCAUCGAGGUAUCUUCCAAACUCAAAAAUCAUGGUAGGUGUUGAUGAUGUCAUAGUACAGGUCAUGGGUAAGCUCACAGAUAAAGAAUGGCGACCUAAACGUCAUAUCAUCCCAAUUGUCGGCAUGGGGGGCUCUGAGUACAGCAUUCGAGACAUCCUAGUACAGUGUCUUCUCAGUUUACAACAAGAGGAAGAUCUAAAUGGAAAGUGUGAGAAUGUGCUAGGAGAAUUACUAUAUAAGAGCUUAUCGGGUAGGAGGUAUUUAGUUGUAAUGGAUGAUUUAUGGAGUGUUGAGGCGUGGGAGAAAAUGCAAUUCUACUUUCCCGAUUAUGCGGACGGGAGUCGAAUUGUUAUAACCACCAGGCUAACUCGCGUGGCUCUUUACAUGGCUAACUCUGUUGAUGUCGUUGAAAUGAAAUUCUUGGACGAGGAUAACAGUUGGAACCUAUUCUGUAAAUUCUUGGACGAGGAUAACAGUUGGAACCUAUUCUGCAGAAUCGUGUUUGAGGAAGAAAGCUGCCCUCCCGAAUUAGAAGAAACGGGAAAGAAAAUCGUGAAAUCCUGCAGAGGGCUUCCUUUGUCGAUCACGGUGAUAGGUGGACUUCUGUCGAAGGUCAAACAAUCACGUAGGUAUUGGGAAAAUGUCUUGAAAAACUUUCAUGCAGUCUUGAAUUCAGAGGAUGAUGAGUGCUGUUCAAGAAUACUGCGCCUGAGUUACUUUGAGCUGCCUAUAUAUCUGAAGCCUUGUUUUAUUUACAUGGGAGUUUUUCGGGAAGACCGUGUAAUUCCUAAAUCAAGGCUCGUAAGACUACUGGUUGCUGAAGGAAUUCUCAGACCAAUUAGUGGUAAGUCUUUGGAAAUCGUUGCUGAAGAAUACUUACAGGAGCUUGUGGAUAGAAACCUGGUUUUAGUUGAACAAUUUGGUUCCACAGGGAAUAUAAAAUCUUUCAAAAUCCACGACCUGUUGAGGGACCUGUGCGUAAAAGAAGCUCGGAAAAAGAAGUUUCUUCACGUAUUAGAGUCUCCGAGAAAUGAGUAUUUUGCAUUGAAAACACAACGGCGCACCAGUUUCUAUUCGAAUGUGAUCGGCGAUCACUAUAUUAAUUCUUGGCGAUCUUCUUCACUCCGUUCUUUGAUUUGUGAUUUGAGGAAAGGGGCUAUUGAGUUGCGAAAUCUUUAUUUCAAAUCAUUGAGGGCGCUAACAGUUGUGUACGCCGCGCAUUUAGUUCCCGAAGAGAAUGAUGAUUUCAUGAAAAUUAUUCCGUACUUGCGGCUUCUUGAUAUUGACUGCGAAAAGUUUCCGCUAGCCCCUUGUCCGCCUCGGGAAACAAGGCCGAGUAAAUUGGGUUGGAGCCUUGGAGUCUCGUUUUCGCUGAAGAAGUUGAGUUUAUGGUGCAUGAAAUCCGAUUGGGAAGAGAUUGGGACAACGAUAGGUUUGUUGCCACAUCUGCAAGUUCUGAAACUGAUAUAUUGUCAUUUGGGACAUAAGUGGGUAACCGUUGAGGGUCAAUUCCAGCUGCUAAAGUACUUACACGUCAGCUGUCAGGAUCUAUUGCAGUGGAGUUUGGACAGCUGUCACUUUCCGUGCCUCGAGCAUCUUGUUCUUGAUACGUUUUCCAAGUUGGAUAGGAUACCUCGGGAGGUUGGAGAUAUGCCUAUGCUGAAAUCGAUCGUUGUGCGUGAUUGUAACGAGUCUACCAUGGCUUCUGCAAGGGAAAUAGAAAGAGAACAAAGAGAGGAUAUUGGGAAUGAAAGUCUUCGAGUAACGAUUGUGUCCAGAGACUAUGACAAGAGUCGUCAAGAAUUUUCGAUCGAGAGGCUUGAGGUAAGGCCUGUUGACUUCUUUAUGCUCCUUCUAAACAUGAUGACGUUUCUGUUCACAUUAUGUUUAACUUCUACCAUUAGACAACGCAUAAAUGAAUAUUUAAUGAACUCAAAGUAUCAAAACUACAGAUGA
This is a messenger RNA of Striga asiatica, 2391 nucleotides long. NCBI's taxonomy places the organism in Eukaryota, Viridiplantae, Streptophyta, Magnoliopsida, Lamiales, Orobanchaceae. The record is from the annotation of a GenBank genome assembly.